Messenger RNA from Centruroides sculpturatus (bark scorpion), 1789 nucleotides. RefSeq names its product LIM domain-binding protein 3-like. The transcript has 6 exons. Gene Ontology annotation, biological process: muscle structure development; actin cytoskeleton organization. The coding region runs from base 187 to 1350 and encodes 387 amino acids. Gene Ontology annotation, cellular component: adherens junction; stress fiber; filamentous actin. Gene Ontology annotation, molecular function: actin binding; muscle alpha-actinin binding. NCBI's taxonomy places the organism in Eukaryota, Metazoa, Arthropoda, Arachnida, Scorpiones, Buthidae. The record is from RefSeq and is a predicted model, not a curated record.
AUUUUCGUCCAAGGACCAGGAAAAAUCAAAAGAGCUAGAGAAGCGACGUGGUAGCGACAUAGCAUAUACGAGCGAACGAAAGUCAAGAAGACUCCAACUACACCUCUACUCCACGUCCAAAAAUCUCAUAUUUGAGGUGCGGGGGUGAUGCUCUAACACGAAAUUUUGCCAGACAUCAGUGAUGACAUGAGCGUCGUAUCCGUAAGUCUACGUAGAGACGGCCCAGGUACAGCCUGGGGUUUCCGACUACAGGGAGGUAGAGAUGUUGGAUGUCCAUUGACAAUACAGAGGGUGUUUCUCGGAUCGCCCUCGGAAGGGGAAAUUCAGAGAGGUGACGUCUUAUUGCAAAUCAACAAUAAAGAUGCAGGAAAACUCAGUCACAUGGAAGCACACGAUAUCAUCAAGCAUGCCGGCAAUAACUUGAACUUAGUAGUGCAUAGAUCUGGUAUUGCGUCUUCUCCUGGAAUUACACCUACUACACCACCCUUCAAGCCUACUGGACAUCCUUUGGCUAACGUUAAACCCCUCCCCUCUUCCGGUAUCAAACCAGGUAUCCCUUCGGCUCCCAAGUUAUUCCAACCGGUAGCACCUCAACCCUCUCAAAAUUCCAAUCUUCCUUGGGUCAAGCAACCCGGCUACGUCCCUCCUCCUACGAGUGCCAAGAUACCUACUUUUUUCCCCACUCCGCAGAACUUCGUAGAAGUGGAGGAGCAAGAAUUUUAUAAAGAGAAUACAAGAGAGAAACAAGCGAUUGUUAAUCAAGCUUAUCGCACGUUUCCUCUGAUAUCUCCUCAUGCAAAACCACGUCAUGAUCUUCCCACAGGAUCCUAUCUUCGACAUGUACAAGAUCCAAAUUGGAGACAAUCUCCUACCAGAGCACCACAAGUGAAUCGGGUGGUAAUGCAGACUCCUUCCCAAGGUCCUCAAGUGGUUCAUAGUCAAUAUAACUCACCUAUCAAUUUAUAUUCUAAUCAAAAUGUAGCCGAAACUUAUGCAGAACAGACUGGAAUGCAGCCGGGAACCAUGCGCCCGGCCGCUAAGAAAUUCACUACUCAACAAUCUCAAACGUCCUCGCCAGCGGCCAAAGGAGGCGAAAAAAUGUCGAGUAUCGUCGACAUCACCAAAUCGCCCACCUACCAAAUGAUUCAGGAGCAGGAAAGUAAGAUGUCUCCCAAACCGGAAGUGGAUGAAGCACCACGCUCUACACCCCAGAAGCGCAUGUACAUUCAUCCCAUCCAGUGCAACGAGGAUCACAGCUUGAACGCUUUCGGCGUGCCACGUGAUAAAAUUCUUCAAUCUGGUAGUUUCAAGUCUUUGAUGACCAUCAUCAACACUCAAUCCGAUUUCUGAACCUAUCUGCCCAGCUUAACAGCAUCAUUUGCCAUGGUUAACUCCUGCAGGAGGUUUGGAUAAGCUCAUUGCUUUCACGAAAUUUCGAGUUCGACGACAAUUUUUGCGACAUUUUUGGAUUACGUACGUUUAAACGCUUCAGGGUUUUCGGGCAAAUUUUCAAUAUUAUCAAUUAUAAUUUAUGUUUUAUGACAUACGAACUGUUUGUGUUGAAAACUUUUGAAUCAACGAUUGCUUAUUUUGUCUUAAUAUUUUUAGUGAAGUACGAAUAACGCUUUCGGCUUAAACGACGAUUUCAUGUAAGAAGUUUUGUCAAAAAAUAACUGCAACUUUUACGAAUAAGCAGCAAUAUUUUAGAUGAUACCAAGCAUUGCAGUGUUCUGUUAAUGUAUAUGAAGUUCGUUUAACAGGACUUAAUAAAACUUCUUCCAAAAAUGCA